This is a messenger RNA of Mycetomoellerius zeteki, 4569 nucleotides long. Its product is annotated as Utx histone demethylase. The record is from RefSeq and is a predicted model, not a curated record. The transcript is spliced from 14 exons. Gene Ontology annotation, biological process: regulation of gene expression. Gene Ontology annotation, molecular function: protein binding; RNA polymerase II cis-regulatory region sequence-specific DNA binding; chromatin DNA binding. Lineage: Eukaryota; Metazoa; Arthropoda; Insecta; Hymenoptera; Formicidae. Bases 156 to 4304 code for a protein of 1382 amino acids. Gene Ontology annotation, cellular component: MLL3/4 complex.
CGUGGGAUCGACUCGCGUAUAAUCGCGCGCGCGCGCGCGACUUCCUCGUUGUAGGUUUCGGAGUCGUCGUCGUGCGUGCGUGAUAUCCGUCUCGCGCGGGUCGCGGAUGUGUGACGCGCGUGUCUUUACCGGGACCGCGACAGAGUGUGCAUAAAAUGGCACAGGACACCGACGACAUCAACCUCACGCCGCAGGAAUUGCAGACGCUGUCGGAGCUGGACAGCCGGCAGUUCGGUUUCCUCAAGCUGAACUCCCCGGAGCAGGCGAAGAGGAAGGCCCUGGUGGUGCGUGCCAUCAAAUACCUGGAGCGUAUGCUGGUUCAGGCCCAGACAGAGAAUCAACGCAGGAAAGCUGAUAGUACAAAAGCGUGCCCGGACGAUUCCAAGGAGAAUGAAGAUGAGGAUAAGGGAAUAAGCAUCGAUCCCAAGACGUACUGCAAAUUGGGACACUUUCAUCUACUAUUAGAAGAUUAUAGCAAAGCAAUGUCGGCAUAUCAGAAAUUCUACUCUUUAAAAGGCGACUACUGGAAGGAUGUUUCAUUUCUAUAUGGAUUGGGUCUCGUUUACUUCCACUUCAAUGCCUUCCAAUGGGCCGUGAAAGCGUUCCAGCAGGUGCUAUGGGUGGAACCAGGAUUUCCACGGGCCUGCGAGGUUCACCUACGGCUCGGCUUGAUGCUGAAGGUCCACGCUGAAUUCGACGCCGCUUUGAAGCACCUGACCCUCGCCCUGAUCGAUGCCACCACACCUGCUUCCUUCUCCAAGCUCGAGAUCAAGUUCCACAUCGCUCACUUAUACGAGGUUCAGGGCAAGUAUCGCCUAGCCAAGGAACAUUACGAGACCCUGCUGAAGGAAAAGCUGCCAUUGCAUCUGAAGGCCGACAUUUAUCGUCAAUUGGGAUGGAUGUAUCACGUGGUUGAAUGCACGGUGCUGGGCAUAACUAGAGCGCAGAAGCAAUUCACAGCUAUCCACUGCCUGCAAAAGUCCAUCGAAGCCGAACCCAAGAGCGGACAGAGCCUUUAUCUUUUAGGACGUUGUCUAGCUGCCUCCGGAAAGGUGCACGAAGCAUUUAUCGCAUACAGAAAUUCAGUCGAAAAAUCGGAAGGCAAUGCGGACACAUGGUGUAGUAUAGGAGUGCUAUAUCAACAGCAGAAUCAGCCUAUGGACGCAUUGCAAGCCUACAUAUGUGCUGUGCAAUUAGACAAAUCCCAUUCAGCUGCAUGGACUAAUCUAGGCAUAUUAUACGAAAGUGUUAGUCAACCGAAAGACGCCCUGGCCUGUUACGUUAACGCAUCCAGGGGAAACAGCAAUAUAGCGAAUUGCACGGGCCCAUUCGCGGGUCUGGGUGGCGUUAAGUCCGGUGGCAACAACCCGAUGAACCCGUCCCUCCAACAGCGCAUCAGCUUUCUGCAGAGUCACCUAAGUCAAGCACCAAUGCCUUCCGUUGCUAACAAGAGGCGGCAAUUGCCGUCAAUCGAAGAGGCUUGGAAUCUGCCAAUUAGCGCAGAGAUGUCCAGCCGGCAGCAGCAACAACAGCAGCAACCCGGCGGACCUUCGUACAAAUAUGGUGCCACACCGACUGGACCACCUCCGCCUUAUCCUCAAGCUCAGGGACAGAAUGCUAAGCGAUUUAAGACCGACGAGGUGAUAUCGGCCGUGCCGCAGCAACGGGCGCCGCCGUUUUAUCUAUCGCAGCAGCAACUACAAAUGCUGCAUUUCCUACAACAGAAUAUCAGUAGCUUGACACCGCAGCAGCAAAAUGUGCUUGUCCAGCUACAGCAUCAAUACCGUGCGAUGCAACAACACCAACAACAAAUUAGGCAGCAGCAACAAGCGGGGCAACGAGGCCUCAGGCCGGGACAGCCUGGUUAUCCCACGGCAUACGGCCAUCCUCAGAACCUUGGCCAAUCGUCGGGUGUUGUCAAGAAUUAUGGAAUACCACAACAGCCGUUGCAGCAAGGAGGUACGGUUGCGCUACAGACGGGCUUCUCCGACACCAAUGUCGGCUAUAAUACGGCGGCAACCGGAAAUACUACGCAGACAUAUGGUAGUCAGUAUCAGCAACAGCCGAAUCAGUACGCUGCUCAGGGUUACACGCAGGUCACGUCGGCGACAAGCGGUUACUCGGAAAGCUCAACGACGGCUGCGGCGAAUAAGGACAAUCUGGGCGUAACGGAUCAGGAGUUGCAAGCGCUGCUGUCACAAAAGGACAUAGCUACGUCGCUGGCGGAAGACCUGCUGAAGCACUUCGGUUCCGAUGAUUUGGAAACAGUUGUGAAGGAGGAACCAUCAAGCGGUGUCAUCAAUGACAACGGCACGUUGAGCUCCGGUCCGUUCUCGCCGUCGAAUCUCGAGGAGAAUGCGGCGGACAAGAUAAAGGAGGUGAAACUAGAAAAACCGGAAGAAGUGACUUCGCAGUCGACACAGUGUAAAUCAACUACUGAUGCUGUGACGACGAUCAUGACGACGACCGCGACGACGACUGUAACAACGGUGAAAUGUGAGACGACGGCGGUGAAAUGUGAGACGACGACGUCAUCAUUAUCCUCUAGUACGACGAUGACGACGGCAACGAACAAGAGCGAAGCGACUAAUAUUUCUAAGGCAGAGACGAUGAUGAAUCUGAAACUUGAGUCGUUGUGCGAAUCGCAACCGGAACAGGAAUUGAGCAUUGAAAUGGAUGCUAGAGCGUUGAUCGAGGCGUGCAAAGGUCGAGGUUUGAAAGGCGUGCCGAAUUGCUCGAUACUGAGCGAUCGUUCACCGCCGCCGGCACCGCCGGAUCCACCUAUUCAACGAAUACACUUGACGAAAGAACAGUUGUCGCCGCCUGCCCCCAGUGUCUUUCUGGAGAACAAAAAGGAUGUUUUCGGUCCGCAGUUGCAAGAAUUUUGUUUAAAACACCCGAUUGCUGUCGUACGUGGUCUCGCGGCAGCGCUCAAGCUCGAUCUAGGCCUUUUCUCAACUAAGACUCUAGUUGAGGCGAAUCCAGAUCACGGUAUAGAGGUACGCACACAAAUGCAGCAAACUAGCGAAGAGAACUGGGAUCCGACGCUCAACAAGAAAGUCUGGAACUGCAUUAGUCAUCGAAGUCAUACGACGAUUGCAAAGUAUGCGCAAUAUCAGGCAUCUAGUUUUCAAGAGAGUCUGAGAGAAGAGAAAGCGCAGGGCGGUGUACACGCUUCCAAUCUGUCAGAUUCGGACUCAAAAGACAGCACCGGUCAAACGGUUCGACGCAAAAAGAAUACUUUUGGUCUAGCCGGCCGACCAGGAACCAAGAUGUUACGUUUUGGUACCAAUGUAGAUCUGUCAGAUGAGAGAAAAUGGAAGCCACAGCUGCACGAACUAAUGAAGUUACCGGCCUUUGCCAGGGUGGUAUCGGCUGGUAAUAUGCUCAGCCAUGUGGGUCAUGUGAUCUUAGGAAUGAAUACCGUACAGUUGUAUAUGAAGGUACCUGGUAGUAGAACACCCGGACAUCAAGAGAACAAUAAUUUUUGUUCUAUUAAUAUCAACAUUGGACCGGGCGACUGCGAAUGGUUUGCGGUACCAGAUGCGUAUUGGGGCGUAAUAUGCUCACUCUGUGAGCGCAACGGCAUUAGUUACCUACAUGGCAGCUGGUGGCCGAAUCUAGAGGAAUUAUUCGAGGAAAACAUCCCAGUGUACAGGUUUCAUCAGCGACCAGGUGACCUCGUGUGGGUGAACGCGGGUUGUGUGCACUGGGUACAAGCGGUUGGCUGGUGCAACAAUAUUGCAUGGAACGUUGGCCCACUCACUGCCAGACAGUAUCAACUCGCGAUCGAGCGUUACGAGUGGAACAAGUUGCAAGCAUUCAAAUCGAUUGUACCGAUGGUGCAUCUUUCGUGGAACUUGGCGCGUAAUAUCAAGGUGUCGGAUCCUCGAUUGUUUGAGCUGAUCAAGAAUUGUCUUUUGCGAACGAUGAGACAGUGUUGCUUAAUACUGGAGUUUGUGAAGAGCAAGAAUGUGGAAGUGCGCUUCCAUGGCCGCGGCAAGAACGAGGCUUCACACUAUUGUGGCCAGUGCGAGAUCGAGGUGUUCAAUAUCCUGUUUAUCCGUGAACAGGAGAAGCGUCACGUAGUACAUUGCAUAGAUUGUGCGCGUAAGCAAUCUCCUUCAUUAGAGGGAUUUGUCUGUCUGGAGGAGUAUCGUAUGCGUGACUUGAUGGACGUUUAUGACGGAUUCACCUUGUAUACGCCGUUGGUCACCCCCACUAGCACAACUACCACUACUUCCUCGUCAUCGUCAUCGACAGUAUCGACGACAUUACAGACACAAACUGGCCAGUCCUCCUGAGAUUACAUGCAACAUAUAUAUUUGGACUUCCCGAGUACAUUACAGCAAUAGUGAUCACUACCAUCCGGGAAAUGCGAAUUCUUUCCGGAUGGUGGCGAUCACUACUACUAGUGUUAGUCCUUUUGUCAAUGCGGGACGAGAAGACAUUUCGUACGAUAAGCAUUAUCCAUGUACCUGAGAGCUACGCGAAAAGAGGCGGGACCGGCUCCUUGAGGGCUCGUAGGCGACCGUCCGCAAAUAUAUAUCGCAUAAGAUGAGGUAAAAG